This is a messenger RNA of Podarcis lilfordi (Lilford's wall lizard), 31265 nucleotides long. The record is from the annotation of a GenBank genome assembly. NCBI's taxonomy places the organism in Eukaryota, Metazoa, Chordata, Lepidosauria, Squamata, Lacertidae.
AUGGCCAGCGGAGGGUGGACGCUACCCGGUGAGGAUUUCCCAUCCUCGCAGCCGCCGCCUCCUCCUUCCCAAACGAAGCAGCCACCGCCGCCUCAGCCUACUGCCGAUGCUGCAGCCGCCGCUGUGGAGCACGAUCUAGAGCAGUGGCGCGAGAAGCAGGAGAACGACAGGUACUGGGUUCUGCGCAGGCAGUUCCUCCUCCGCAACCUGCGGGGCUACUCGGACGCUGCCGCCUUCCAGAAGCUUCUGGCACUGUCUCAUGCUUGGACCAACCACGUCUUCAUGGGAUGCAGGUGAGAUGAGGAACGUUUUUCGUUUAUUAUGCACUUUCCCAUCCCAUCUCUGCACACAUGAAGUCCUCAGUCGCGCAAGUAAUAACUGUGAUAUAUAGCCAAAGACCCUUGUUAACAAAGAAGAGGCUCGGAUUGUUAAUAGGGAGGUGGGGUGGGGGUGGGGGGAAACACACACACACACAUGCAUAUCUUUCAUCCAUCCAUUCAGUGCAUUUCCUGUUGUUUGUUUAGGAACACAGGAAGCUGUCUUAUACAGGUCCGUGUAGUUCAAUAUUGUCUGUGCUGAGGGGUAGGGGCUUGCCAGGAUUUUUGACAGGGUCUGGAAACCAGACCUUAUGAUGGAUGAUUGAGCGAGUUGGGUAUAUUUAGCCUGGAGAAGAGAAGACUGAGAGGUGAUGUGAUAGCCAUCUUCAAAUAUCUGAAGGGUUGCCACAUGGAAAAUGGAGCAAGCUUGUUUUCUCCUGCUUUGGAGUUACAAGAAAGAAGAUUCCAACUGAACAUUAAGAAGAAUUUUAGGAUGGUAGGAGCUGUUUUACAGUGGAACAGACUACCACUGGAGGUGGUGGACUCUUCUGCACUGGAGGUUUUUGAACAGAGGUUGGCUGGCCCUCUGUUAGUGAUUCUUUAGAUGUGAUUCCUGCAUCACAUGGGGUUGGACUAGAUGACCCUCAGGCUCCCUUCCAACUUUGGAUUUCUAAGGCAUCUCCUGGGAGGGCUGGGGAAAAGAGUCAAAGAUUGAACCUGGGGCCUCAUGUAAACAAGGCAGAUGCUUUAUCACUGAGCUAUAUCCCUUUCUGUUCAAUAAUUUUGACAUAGAAUGCUGCCUUUUACUGAGUCAGCCAUUGUUCUUUCUAGCUCAGUAUUGUCUGCAACAGUGGCAGGGAACCUGUGUCCCUCCAAUGUUGUUGGAGGCCAAAUUCCACCAGCCCCACUCGUCUUGGCCAGUAUUAUUGUUAUUGGUCAGGUAUGACAGGAGUUGUUGGAGUCCAGUUAGGUCUGAAGGGCUACAGGUUUCCCAUCCCUGUAGUUCUCAAGGAUUUCUGACAGGGAUCUCUCCCAGCCUUACCUGGAGGUGCCAAGGAUUGAACCUGGGCCCUCCGUACAAAGCAGAUGCUCUGCUACUGACCUUAGCUCCCUUUUCCUCCUCUUCUCAUUAUUCUUUGUUCACAACUCAUUUUCCUUUCCAUUCAGUGAUUUUCAGUGUUAGUAUUUAAUAUUUAUAUCAUGCUGUAGCAAUAAAUACUAAGAAUAGGUUACAGACAGAAAACCAGUAACAAUGCAAUAAACAAGAGCACCCUGUGAUAAAACCAUCCACUUGAAGCAAGCAGUCAUUUAAAAACAUCAAGAGCAUAGUAAAGAAAAACCUUUUGGAAAAAGAGUAGCAGAACUAACCGUGAAAAGACUGCUUGAAUAAAAACACUUUUGCUUUGGGUUCAAAAGGCAGCAAAGAGGAAGCUGGGCAAAUAUUCCACAGUUUCUAUUCUUGUGAGCACCCCAUUAGCACCUGUCUGAUUGCCAUUAUAGAGCAGCGACAAAGCCUGAUAUUCUGCCAGUGAAAGGCAGAAUAUUAAAUGUUCUGUUUACCAUCUUCAUUGAACCACAAAGCGAUUCCAAGUUCCCAACACCUUUGAGACCCUACAGGUCUUCUUCAGGGGAAUUUUUGUUUAUUGGCUUGGUCUUUAUUUACAUACAUAUAUACAAGGUACAGAACAUAGCUUCACGUGUUCGAAUCCUUGGUAGCAGAUCCAGGAAGUGGGAGCUUUCAGCUCCUCCUCCAGCAGAGGAGCUUGGGAAGCCCCAAAUGCCUUCUUUGUUCCCUAGGUUUUAACCCCCUCCUGUCCUGUGCUGAAGGAACAGGCAUCAAAUCUCCCCCUGUCCCUGAACUGUUCGAGUGGUGUUGCUGCUCUCCAGCAUCCGGGAGCGUCCUCGCCACUUGAGUUCCUUCCGCUUGCUUGUCCUACUCUCCCUCUCCUGUUUUUUCUAAAGGCUCCUGUUCUUCCCCCUCCCUCAGCUCCAGGGCAUUCCCUGGCAGCCCCGUGACAAUAGGUGGCCCAUUUUCCUUUCAUAUUUAAUCUUUUAACUGAAAUUGCUUCCACUGGAGAUAGCCACCAAGGUGUUUUUCGUUCUAAUAAAUCUUUAUAUCUUACCCAAACUUCAUAUAUGGAUUUCCUUAUCGUGUGGUUCAAAAAUCCUCUGUGUACUUUGACUUUAUCAUACCAUAAAUAUGCGUGCCACCCAAAUCUAUUGCCAUAAACCUCUAGAUCUAAUAGAUCCGUAUUCUCCAACAUCAUCCACUCUCUCAGCCAGCAGAGGCAGGACACUUCAUAGUAUAAUUUCAAACCUGGCAGGGAAAAUCCCCCCCUCUUUUUUAUCAGUAAGAAGUUUAUACUUUAUCCUAGGUUUCUUCCCUUGCCAGAUAAAUCUUGAUAAAACUUUCUUUCACUCUUUGAAUUGUCCCACCCCUCUGAUCACAGGGAUCGUCUGAAAUAAAAAUAACAUUUUAGGUAUCACAUUCAUCUUCACAGCUGAAAUUCUUCCCCCAAAAUACAGUUUCAAUAUUCCCCACACUUCUAAAUCUUUUUUAAUAUCUUUCCAUACAGGUAAAAAAAUUGUCUUUAAUAAUAAUAAUAAUAAUAAUAAUAAUAAUAAUAAUAAUAAUAAUUUAUUGUUUAUACCCCGCCCAUCUGGCUGGGCUUCCCCAGCCACUUUGGGUGGCUUCCAAAAGAAUAUUAAAAUACUGUGAUACAUCAAACAUUAAAAGCUUCCCUAAACAGGGCUGCCUUCAGAUGUCUUCUAAAAGUCUGGUAGUUGUUGUUCUCUUUGACAUCUGGUGGGAGGGCGUUCCACAGGGAGGGCGCCACUACCCAAAAGGCCUUCUGCCUGGUUCCCUGUAACUCGGCUUCUCUCAGUGAGGGAACCACCAGAAGGCCCUCGGUGCUGGAUCUCAGUGUCCGGGAAGAACGAUGGGGGUGGAGACGCUCCUUCAGGUAUACUGGACCGAGGCCGUUUAGGGCUUUAAAGGUCAGCACCAACACUUUGAAUUGUGCUCGGAAACGUACUGGAAGCCAAUGUAGGUCUUUCAAGACCGGUGUUAUAUGGUCUCGGCGGCCACUCCCAGUCACCAGUCUGGCUGCUGCUUUCUGGAUUAGUUGUAGUUUCCGGGUCACCUUGAAAGGUAGCCCCACGUAGAGCGCAUUGCAGUAGUCCAAGUGGGAGAUAACCAGAGCAUGCACCACUCUGGCGAGGCAGUCCGCAGGCAGAUAGGGUCUCAGCCUGCGUACCAGAUGGAGCUGGUACACAGCUGCCCUGGACACAGAUUAAACCUUUGCCUCCAUGGACAGCUGUGAGUCCAAAAUGACUCACAGGCUGCGCACCUGGUCCUUCAGGGGCACAGUUACCCCAUUCAGGACCAGGGAAUCCUCCACACCUGCCCGCCUCCUGUCCCCCAGAAACAGUACUUCUGUCUUGUCAGGAUUCAGUCUCAAUCUGUUAGCCGCCAUCCAUCCUCCAACCGCCUCCAGACACUCACACAGGACCGUCACCGCCUUCAGUGGUUCUGAUUUGAAAGAGAGGUAGAGCUGGGUAUCAUCCACAUACUGAUGAACACCCAGCCCAAACCCCCUGAUGAUCUCUCCCAGCGGCUGCAUGUAGAUGUUGAAAAGCAUGGGGGAGAGUACAGAACCCUGAGGCACCCCACAAGUGAGAGCCCAGGGGUCUGAACACUCAUCCCCCCCCACCACUUUCUGGACACGGCCCAGGAGGAAGGAGCGGAACCACUGUAUGACAGUGCCCCCAGCUCCCAGCCCCUCAAGACGGUCCAGAAGGAUGUUAUGGUCGAUGGUAUCAAAGGCCGCUGAGAGAUCCAGCAGAACUAGGAAACAGCUCUCACCUUUGUCCCUAGCCCGCCGGAGAUCAUCAACCAGUGCGACCAAGGCAGUCUCCCGCCCGUGAUGAGGCCUGAAUCCCGACUGGAAGGGAUCCAAAUGGUCCGCUUCUUCCAGGCGUGCCUGGAGUUGUUCAGCAACCACUCGCUCAAUCACCUUGCCCAAGAAUGGAAGAUUUGAGACUGGGCGAUAGUUGGCCAUCGUGGCCGCAUCUAAAGAUGGUUUUUUAAGAAGCGGUUUAAUAACCGCCUCUUUCAGCGGGCCUGGGAAGGCUCCCUCACGGAGGGAAGCAUUCACCACCCCACGAAGCCCAUCGCCCAGCCCUUCCCAGCUAGCUUUUAUAAGCCAGGAUGGGCAAGGAUCAAGGAGACAGGUGGUUGGUUUCACUCAUCCAAGCAGCCUGUCCACAUCCUCGGAGGUAACAGAUUGGAAAUGAUGCCACGCAAUUUGACUAGACAGGACUCUAGCACUCUCCCGCCCCGGCCCUGCUCCCACGGUGGCAUCUACCUCUUCCCGAAUCUGAGCGACUUUAUCUGCAAAAAAACUUUGCAAAAUCAUUGCAGGAGAUCAUGUGGCCCGUACUGGGUCCCGAUGUAGCAGGUGGUUCCGCUAAAUUGCGGACCACCUGAAAAAGUCUCCUGCUGCUGUUUUCUGCAGAUGCAAUAGAGGCGGUGAAGAAAGUCUUCUUCGCCGUCACUACCACCACUUGGUAGGCUCGACAUUGAGCUCUAACCUGUGUCCGGUCAGCUUCAGAAUGGGUCAUCCGCCACCGGCGCUCUAGCCGUCUCAACAAUUGUUUCAUUGCCCUCAGAUCUGUGGAAAACCACGGGGCUGUCCGGGCUCCAUGCAAUCGGAGAGGGCGCUUCGGAGCCAAACAGUCGAUAGCCCUGGUUAACUCCACAUUCCAGCGGGCCACCUCCAUAUAUAAAUUUAUAUAUUUUUUAUGUUAACCAUGUUAACCAUAACCAUGGUUAUGUUAACCAUAUUCCUAAAUAUUUAACUUUUUUAACCACCAUAAUUCCUGCUUUAAAUUGCAUUUCGUCAAUUUCUUUCUCAGUCAUAUUUUUAACCAUCAUUUUUGUAUAAGCCUUAUUAAGCUUAAAUCCUGCUAGUUUCCCAAAUUCUUCAGUUUUCCCCAGUGCUUCUCUUAGACUGGACCGUGGUUCUUCUAAAGGUAAAACCAAGUCAUCAGCAAAGGCUUUUAAUUUAUAUUCCUUUACACCAAUCUUUAUACCUUUCACAGUUUGUUUCUCUUAGCAAUCUUGUCAGGACCUCUAGGACCGUUAUAAACAAUAACUGUGAUAAGGGACAUCCCUGUCUCGUCCCUUUUGAAAUUUCAAAUUUUUCAGUCAACACAUUAUUAACUAUCAAUCUUGCCUUUUGUUCUGAAUAUACAGCUUCUAUACCUUUGAGGAAUAGAUCCCCUACACCCAUCAGUUCCAAUUUUUUCCUCAUAAAAUACCAAGAUAUAUUAUCAAAAGCUUUUUCAGCAUCAAUAAACAACAAAGCUGCUUGCUUAUUGUUCCUAGUCUCCAAAUAUUCUAUUAUGGCAAUUAUAUUUCUCACAUUGUCUUUCAAUUGUCGACCAGGAAGAAAGCCAGCUUGGUCUUGAUGGAUUUGUUCCUUCAAGGUUUCCUUCAAUCUGUUUGCUAAUAUAUUGGCAAAAAGCUUAUGUUGUUGUUUAGUCGUUUAGUCGUGUCUGACUCUUCGUGACCCCAUGGACCAGAGCACGCCAGGCACUGUCUUCCACUGCCUCCCGCAGUUUGGUCAAACUCAUGCUGGUAGCUUCGAGAACACUAUCCAACCAUCUCAUCAUCUGUCAUCCCCUUCUCCUUGUGCCCUCCAUCUUUCCCAACAUCAGGGUCUUUUCCAGGGAGUCUUCUCUUCUCAUGAGGUGGCCAAAGUAUUGGAGUCUCAGCUUCAGGAUCUGUCCUUCCAGUGAGCACUCAGGGCUGAUUUCCUUAAGAAUGGAGAAGUUUGAUCUUCUUGCAGUUCAUGGGACUCUCAAGAGUCUCCUCCAGCACCAUAAUUCACCAUAACUCUCAUAGUGGAGAGUUUUGACCAAACGUGAUCCACCUGGAGCAGGAACCGGCAAGCCACUCCAGUAUCCCUGCCAAGAAAACUCCAUGGACAAAGACAAAAAGCUUAUAGUCAUUAUUUAAUAAAGAGAUAGGUCUGUACGUUCAAUAAAUCUGUAUCUUGUUUAGGAAUCAAAGUGAUAUAGGCCUCUCUCCAUGUCUUUGGGAUCAAACCAUUUGUCAAAAUAUUAUUCGUAACAUUUUUUAACUGGUAUGUCAGUUGCUCACUCAGUAUCUUAUAGUAUUUAGCUGUAAGUCCAUAAGGUCCUGGUGCCUUGCCUGACUUCAACUGUUUUAUUGCAGUUUGUAUUUCAGUUAUCGUUAUUAACGAGCUCAGUUAAUUUUGUUUUUCCAUUGGAAUCUUCUGUAAUUUGUGAUUCUCCAAGUAGCUCUCUAUUCUUCCUUUGUUCUCCUUCUCCACUUUAUAUAAUUCUCUAUAACAUUUAUGAAAGCUUUUUUAAAUUUCCUUCGGGUUCUCUAUCAUCUUGUCCUCCACUCUUAUUUUAUUUAUGGUAUUUUGACCCUGUUUCUUUUUCAAUCGCCAGGCUAAAAGUUUCCCAGAUUUAUUAGCAAAUUCAAAAUUCCUUUGCCUUAACAUUUUUAUUUUCCAUUCCACUUCCUGAUUUAUAAUCAUUGAAAACUGUGUUUGCAGCAUCUUACUAUUUUCUUUUAUUUGAAUAUUUCCUGCUGACCUAUUUCAAUUGAUUUUGUUUGAUUUGCUGAUAGCAAACAGCUGAAAGUUUGUAAAUUUUGAUAAUAAACCUGAUUUGCAAUGGGGGUUGAAUAAUUUUGAUUGCAACUGUACAACCCAUUGAACACAGCCCUUCAAGUAUUAAGUGUAAAUGUCCCUGGUUUUGCUACCAGCCAUAAACUGUGCCCCCCUCAAAAAAAAAAAAAAAAAAGAGUGCUGAAAGGGAAGAGGUUGCAUUUGCUAAGAAUAAAGCUGGUCAUAACCAUUGCUUGUCUGGCUCCAUUCACUUUGCUGGGUCAGAAGUUAUCCAGGCUUAGGAACAUAGGAAAUAGUCUUAUGCCUUGCAAAUUUGGCCAUCUAACUCAAUGUUGUCUACUUUGACUCACAAGGAUUCUGCACUGGAGGUUUUUGAACAGAGGUUGGCUGGCCCUCUGUUAGUGAUUCUUUAGAUGUGAUUCCUGCAUCACAUGGGGUUGGACUAGAUGACCCUCAGGCUCCCUUCCAACUUUGGAUUUCUAAGGCAUCUCCUGGGAGGGCUGGGGAAAAGAGUCAAAGAUUGAACCUGGGGCCUCAUGUAAACAAGGCAGAUGCUUUAUCACUGAGCUAUAUCCCUUUCUGUUCAAUAAUUUUGACAUAGAAUGCUGCCUUUUACUGAGUCAGCCAUUGUUCUUUCUAGCUCAGUAUUGUCUGCAACAGUGGCAGGGAACCUGUGUCCCUCCAAUGUUGUUGGAGGCCAAAUUCCACCAGCCCCACUCGUCUUGGCCAGUAUUAUUGUUAUUGGUCAGGUAUGACAGGAGUUGUUGGAGUCCAGUUAGGUCUGAAGGGCUACAGGUUUCCCAUCCCUGUAGUUCUCAAGGAUUUCUGACAGGGAUCUCUCCCAGCCUUACCUGGAGGUGCCAAGGAUUGAACCUGGUCUGCUCUGCUCUGCUACUGACCCUUUUCCUCCUCUUCUCAUUAUUCUUUGUUCACAACUCAUUUUCCUUUCCAUUCAGUGAUUUUCAGUGUUAGUAUUUAAUAUUUAUAUCAUGCUGUAGCAAUAAAUACUAAGAAUAGGUUACAGACAGAAAACCAGUAACAGUGCAAUAAACAAGAGCACCCUGUGAUAAAACCAUCCACUUGAAGCAAGCAGUCAUUUAAAAACAUCAAGAGCAUAGUAAAGAAAAACCUUUUGGAAAAAGAGUAGCAGAACUAACCGUGAAAAGACUGCUUGAAUAAAAACACUUUUGCUUUGGGUUCAAAAGGCAGCAAAGAGGAAGCUGGGCAAAUAUUCCACAGUUUCUAUUCUUGUGAGCACCCCAUUAGCACCUGUCUGAUUGCCAUUAUAGAGCAGCGACAAAGCCUGAUAUUCUGCCAGUGAAAGGCAGAAUAUUAAAUGUUCUGUUUACCAUCUUCAUUGAACCACAAAGCGAUUCCAAGUUCCCAACACCUUUGAGACCCUACAGGUCUUCUUCAGGGGAAUAUUUGCUUAUUGGCUUGGUAUCACCGUCAUUGGUCAAAACCAAUCCUUGGAUCAUCUUCUACUUCACAAGUAAUAUUUUCCCGACUAUGUUAAGGUAUUGAAUAUUUGUGUGGUUCAAUAAAUCUUGUGGACCUCUUUAAUAGUCUGCCAUGUCCACUGUUGUGGCAUGGAUGGGCCUUUGGUUUGCACCUGCAGGCAGCCCACGUUUCCUUAACUUUGCAUCAUUUGGGGCCCAAUUUCUUCUCUCCAGAAUAAUUCAUCCUCCAUUAUUCACUCCCCAUCCCACAAACAAGGAAGCUAGAAGCCAGUGCUUCCAGGUCAGAGGGCAGGAUGAGCAGGUUGUCUUAGAAUCAUAGAAUUGUAGGGUUAGAAGGGACCACAAGGGCCAUCUAGUCCAACCCCCUGCAAUGCAGGAGUCCUUUUGCCCAAAUGGGCUCAUGAUCUACUGACUGAGCUAUUUAGAAUGGAGCCCCUGGUUUUUAUCAGCUACUGGGGCCACAUCUGCAGCAAACAUUUAAAUCAUUGUUAUACCACUUUAAAAAGUCAUUGCUUCAAUCCUGUUUAACUCACAGAGCUACAAUUCCCAGAGUUCCCUGUGAUUAUUUAACCACUUUGAGAAUAGCAGCUCUGUGAGGGAAAUAGGGGUAUCAUAGUGCUUUAAAUGUAUAUUCUGGAUUUGGACAUAGUCAGCAUAGCAUACAGUUGCAAUCAAAAUUAUUCAACCCUCAUUGCAAAUCAGGUUUAUUGUCAAAAUUACAGACUUUCAGCUGUUUGCAAUAAGCAAAUCAAACAAAAGCGAUUGAAAUAGCUCAACACAACGGAUGCUUCAAGUGGUUUUCCCAAAUUCAGCUGAAACUGCAACUUAUACGGGCUUCCCCAGUCUCACUAUUAUUCAACCCCUUCAUGACAAGAAUCUUUAGUACUUAGUAGAGCAGCCUUUUGCUGCUAUGAUGUGCUGCAAAUGAGAUGCAUAGCCAGACAGCAGCUUCCAGCAGCGUUCCUGAGGAAUCUCAGCCCAUUCCUCAUGGCCUCCAGUUCAGUAAUAUUCUUGGGUUUGUGUGCUGCAACCGCCUUCUUCAGAUCCCACUAGAGAUUUUCUAUGGGGUUCAAGUUAGGUGACUGUGAUGGCCGCUAUAGAACCUUCCAGGACUACUUCUGCAACCAAGCCUUGGUGGAAUUUGAGGUAUGCUUUGGAUCACUGUCUUGUUGGAAAAUCCAAAGAUGCCCAAGCUUCAGCUUACUCACAGAUGGCAUGACAUUUCUGUGGGAAUGUUGUAGACAGUAGGAGAGGAUAUGUUGAUUAAUUAUUAUCCUUCCUCACUCAUGCUAGUGAGUGAUAUAGAUAUAGAUAUAGAUCUCAGAGCUCAUUCCCCUUCACACAGCAGAAAGCUAGUUUGCAGAUUCAUUUGAAUCUCUUUAGUUAAGCAAUCCAAUCUGGCAUGCCCAGACUGGAGUAUAUUCCUGGUAAGAUCCCUUAAAGACUUGUGUCUUUUAUUUCUUUUUUCCUUAUGAAGUUUACUCACAUUCAGUUCACAGUAUGAUCCCUGAAGGCAGCCUUUAGCUUGUAGUUACAGAUACAGUGUGGCUUACAUCCUUGUAAGGAUGGGCCGAUGUGCUGCUGGCACAGAGCCAGCAGACAGCAUCAGGAGCAGUGGCCAAAAUGGAAGAGAGUGGCAAAAGAGAGGAGGGAUGGCGGCUGGAAUAACCCCCCCUGUCUGUGUCCACUCUAGGGAAACAAGGAAUGUUGUAUUAUUAUUAUUAUUAAAUCAUUUUUAUUGAUUUUCCAAUAAAAACAGCCAAUCCAUAUCAUAAGCCAAUUAAAAACAAUAAACUAACAUAAAAAACGACCAAAUUACCAUCCGAAUUAUUAAUAAUUUUUUUUGGGGGGGGGCUCCCCAUAGUCUGGACCUUUGAAGUGUAUCUCCAAUAUCUUCGAUCCUGCCUCUUGUUGUUGUUUUCAUGUUUUCCACAUCCCGAUCUUAACGCUUUAAAGUUCUCCGUCCCUGGCUCUGCGAUUCUCAGUCAUGUCAGAAAUCAUACAGUGGUGCCCCGCAAGACGAAUGCCUCGCAAAACGAAAAACCCGUUAGACGAAAGGGUUUUCCGUUUUUGCGUCGCUUCGUAAGAUGAUUUCCCCUAUGGGCUUGCUUCGCAAGACGAAGGGCUUGAUCCGCGCCGCGCGCAAACUGCUUUCACCGCCAAUCUAUCUAUGCGGCAGCGGGGAAUCUAAUAGUAAUAGCAAUCGAUACAUUAUUAGCGUCCGGAAACACAGCCGGUGGUGAUGCUGCCCCGCGCCUCUUCGAAAAGUUCCUAGGCUUCAGCCUUAGAACUGGGAGGGGACCUGGCGGCGACACCCAGCUCGGGGUGGGAUUUCCCCGUCUGCGCUCUUAGCGCGCGCGGCGACCGCUAGUUCCCGAGGACGGCAGACUGGGCGGGGGGGCAUGAAAAGUUUUGCCUGCCCAUCUCCGAGGAAGCAGGGGGAGAUGAUCCCUGUCAAGGGAAGAAGGGGGCACCCAUUUACCAGCAGCCGGUGCCCCCGAACCGAGGCUGGCGCCAUCGCCUGUCAAAGUGACCACAAAGGCGAGCUCCGGUCGCACGGCCGAGGGAAGCCCCGCUGUGGGUCGUCCAAAGUCAGCCCGAGCAUGCCACUCACCUAAAAGGCAUGGAGAGACGGAGGGAGCGCGCGAGGAUCCUGGUGCAGAGGAGGCUCCUGCAGCAAAAUAAAGGCAGCCGGCAGCCGGAGGGCUCCAGAACACGGAGCUGCGGCGGGGCCGUCGAUGGCAUUGCCGGAGACUCCUCCCUCUGGGCCUCGCUCUCUCCGCUUUCGCUGCUGCUUGCCCUGCCUGCGAUCGGCCGGGCUCAUCGCUCCGCUCUGCAGAGCGCUGCACAAAGGCGCGGCGGGACAGGUGUCCGGGGACGCUUUGGCUGAGCGCGCCCCGGGAUCGGAGGUGCGGGGUGCUUGCUGCAGAUCUUAUCUUCCGGGGUCGCUGGGAUGGCUCGCUCCGCUCUGCAGAGCGCUGCGCAAAGGCGCGGCAGGACAGGUGUCCGGGGACGCUUUGGCUGAGCGCGCCCCGGGAUCGGAGGUGCGGGGUGCUUGCUGCAGAUCUUAUCUUCCAGGGUCGCUGGGAUGGCGGCGGUCGGGGCUUGUGUUAUGUAAGCGCGUCAGGAGGGACUGCUUAAGAGGCCGGACGAGGCUUAUGCAAUGGCCAGAUGCUCCCUAGGGGUCGAGGCUUGCAGUUGCGGGAACGAGUUUAUACCUGUAGCCGCUAAGCCGCUAAUAGCUGUGCUUCGCAAGAUGAAAAAAACCGCAAGACGAAGAGACUCGCGGAACGGAUUAAUUUCAUCUUGCGAGGCACCACUGUAUAUCCUUUCGUCCAUCGAAUACAGCUUUAUUUUUGUAUAUAUAUAUUUUCAACUGUGUACAGUGGUGCCCCGCAAGACGAAUGCCUCGCAAGACGGAAAAACCGCUAGACGAAAGGGUUUUCCGUUUUGAAGUUGCUUCGCAGGACGAAUUCCCCUAUGGGCUUGCUUCGCAAGACGAAAAUACCUUGCGAGUCUUGAGGUUUUUUUUUUCGCUUUCCCCCCCCUUUAUCUAAUCUGCUAAGCCUUUAAUAGCCUUUAAUAGCCUUUUAGCAGCUAAUCCCCUAAGCCUUUAAGCCUUUAAUAGCCGCUAAACCGCUAAUAGCGCUAAUAGCGCUAAUCCGUCAAUGGGCUUGCUUCGCAAGACGAAAAAACCGCUAGACGAAGACUCUCGCGGAACGGAUUAAUUUCGUCUUGCGAGGCACCACUGUAUUUGCCAGCGCAGCUUUCCCUGACUCCAUUCCAAUCUUCCAAUCCGGGCUGUUGUUCAAGUCUAUUGUCUGAAGUUUAAUGACGCAGCAACUCCCAAAUUGUUAAAUCAUUCCAAUCCGGGCUGUUGUCCAAACUUUUCGUUUGAGAUUUAAUAACAUAGUAGCUUCCACGUUGUUAAGUUGUUACUGUAAAUUGUUGAGCAUACUGUUUGCAAUAUUGCAAUGUAAAUGAACUGUAUUCCACAGAUAUAAGUCAUUUGGCGAUCGAUCAGCCUCUUGGAGACCACACAAUCCCACCCUUCGGGCCCUACAAGGGGGGCUGCUAGACAUCCAUUCAGCCUUCUCUCUUGCUCAUAAUGAAAAACUUCUGCAAACAGCUGCACUAUAUGUUGUCCAAAAUUGUUAUCUCAAGUCAUUACAAAGUCAGCUAGCAAAUAUGUCCUGCUUCCCUCGAAAAAGGGAGGAAUUCUCAUUUUUCCGUGCUGCGUCAUAUUAACAAGUGCCAUCUUAUUUCUUCUUUUAUCUUUAUCGAGUCUUUCAAGUCUGAGUAAAGCUGCACAGUUGAAUACUUAAUUAUAAAUAGAAGUCCAUCUGUACUCUUUUUUUUAAAAAAAAAGUUUCUUGAUGAGGCUUGGCAUAGAAAACCAAUUGUAGAUAUUAAGAAGGAAAAAAGGACAUACCAAACACCUCCGUAAUCCAAACGCCAUGAUGAGAAUCUCUUUGAAAUCCAAGCUUAAACACCAGGGACUGUACAGUUCUGCAGGUUUUUUCUUAGUCUUCUUCAGUCCAGACUAUGUCUGUUUAUUCUUCAAAUCCAAUCAUUUUAUCAAGCAAAUAUUUCCGGCUAUGAGAAUGGCAUCGGAGAGUGCCAGCCGUGUCGUGCUCUGGGACCCAGUGUCCUGCCGCUUGCACCUUGAUGCAAGCUGACAAUCUCAGACAAUCUGCGGGUCUACGAGACAGUCCUCCCCCACCCUGGGGAGUCUGCCAGGGCUAAUUACCCCCAUAUCAGCCCUGAGAGCCAGUGUGGUGUAGUGGUUAAGAGCGGUAGUCUCGUAAUCUGGGGAACUGGGUUCGAGUCUCCGCUCCUCCACAUGCAACUGCUGGGUGACCUUGGGCCAGUCACACUUCUUUGAAGUCUCUCAGCCCCACUCACCUCACAGAGUGUUUGUUGUGGGGGAGGAAGGGAAAGGAGAAUGUUAGCCGCUUUGAGACUCCUUAAAGGGAGUGAAAGGCGGGAUAUCAAAUCCAAACUCUUCUUCUUCUUCUGAAUUACCGGCACGGCUGGGAUCCAAUCAUAUGGGAGUCAGCCAUUUCUCACCGCUGGAAACAGGAAUCCUAAAACUUUUGUGGCUUAUGUAUAUGAUUUUGAGCAUAUUGGAGCCAACUUUUCUUGUGUUUUGGGGUCAGUAGUGGUGUACGUCUUGGAGUUCUGGCAUGGAAACCACCUGCAUUUACUACGUGCUUUACUUUGCUCACUGAAACCUCAGUGCCUGCUGCCACCAAGUCUUGAUGCAGCUCUUUUGCAGUCACUCAAGGGUUUUUCCCAGCCUGCCUUCUCAGAAAUCUGGUUGCUGCCGCAUCCAAGUAGUGUGACCACUGUUCCUUUAACUUUGAACUUGCAAACUAUGCUUCCAAUAGUGUCUCUAGGAACAUUCAGUGUCUUCACUAUCUUUUUGUAUCCUGCUCCUUGUUUGUGAAGGCCAACGAUCUCUUACCUUCUUGGACCAUUCUCUUGACUUAGCCAUAUUUCUAACAUACAGCCAAAUUUGACACUCCGUGACCCCCUAGUCAGCUCAGGUAUUUCAUGUGUUAAAGCUGGUGUAUCAGGUGUGCUUGAGACAACACCUGUUGUAUUUGUGCUGUUGUGAGGGAUUCUAUUCAGGGGGUUGAAUAAUAGUGAGACUGGAAAAGCCUGUAUAAGUUGCAAUUUCAGCUGAAUUUGGGGAAACCAUUUGAAGCAUCCGUUGUGGUUAGUUAUUUCAUAUUUUUAAAAAAUAAUAAUAAUUUUAUUAAAGUUUUCAGAUUUUACAUUACCACAUUAACAUCUUUCACUAUACCCAUACAUUCAGCAACUUUCCUCCUUCCCCUUCCAAGGUUCUUUUAAUUUACCCAUAAUUCCUGCAUAUUCUUGUAUAUUCAUCUAUUUCAGUUUUCCCCAUUUUACAUCCCUUUUAAAUAUGUUAUACGGUUGAAUUUACCUUAGUACUGCCUGCUUUUGCAACUGUGUACAAUUAUUUCCCACAUACUCAACAAAAAUUUUCCUCUCCUCUUUAAAUGCCUGUUCUUCUCUUAUUCUACUUGUAAGACCUGCUACCUCUGCAUAUUCUAUCAUCUUAAGUUGCCAAUUCUCCUAACUAGGGACCAUCCCUUUUGGUGCUAACAAUUCCAAGUUGCUGUUGUCGCAUACAUAUUUUUUACUGACACCUGGGUACCUCUUUCAGAACCAUUCCUAACAGGAAUGCCUCUGGCUUUUUUGGGAAUGUUGUUUUAAAACAUUUUUUUCCAUUUCAUCAUAUCAUUUCCUAAUAUUCUUUAACUUUUUUGCAUGCCCACCACAUAUGAAAAAAGUUCAUUCUGUUUUCUUACAUUUCCAACACAAAUCAGAUUCAGAUUUAUACAUCUUAACUACGUAAUCUACUCUGUGUUAAAUAUUAUCUAUGAAUCAUUUUCAUAUAAUUUCCCUUCAAAGUGUACCUUGUGGCAUAUUUCAAAUCUUUCUUCCACAAUUUCUCCCAGAGGUCAAAUUCUAUAUUAUGCCCUAUAUCAGUUGCCCAGUGAGUCAUUGAAGCUUUUACCAGCUCAUCUUUUGUUUCCCACUCCAAUAGUAGCUUAUACAUUUAGACAAUAGUUUUUCAUUAUUUUCUAAUAAAUCUCUUGUGAGCUUUGGUUCAGAAAUCCAUUUUUCUUACCUAGUUUAAACAUAUCAUACAAUUGAUGGUACUGUAAAUAGUCUGUUACUUGGCUCCUUAUUCCUUCCUUUGGUUUCAAUCUGGAUUCCCUCCCUGAGAGGUCCAGUAAGUCUGUAUAGGUUGUCCGCUGUCUGUCCAUGUUGAUUCUCUUGAUUGCAAUAGCUUCCAUUGGCGAUAACCAUAGGGGUGUUUUCCUUUCCAGCAGGUUCUUAUAUUUCUGUUGAUAUUUUCACUCAGUUUUAUAGCAAGGUGCACAAGACCAGAUAUUGCUGUAAGUGUAAAUCUGCUCAGCAGACAUGCAAACCAACCCACAGUUUAAGACUGGAAGGCGCUGAAACACAUAGCGAGAUACUUAAAAGGCAUUGUGCAUUACAGGUUGAAGCUUACUAGCCAAAAAUCUGGAGGUCUUGAAAUUUAUGCCUACGCCAGUUUUGGCAGUGAUGCAAUUGAUGGCAAAAGCACUUCAGGUGUGCGCUACUUGUAUAAUCAAUGCCUUUUUGAUUGAUCUUGUAGGAAGCAGGUGACAGUAGGCAUGAGUUCUUGGGAAGCAGAACUUAAUGCUUUAACUCUUUCCCUCAUGGACAUAGAGUGGUUAUUACAACUGUAUGAGGAUGUAAAAGUGAAAGUUACUUGUCCUAUUCAGGUCUAUCAGGACAAUAAAGCUUGUAUAGCUUUGCUCCACUCUGAAGGAUGCAAACAGAGAACAAAGUAUCUACAAAUUAAGCUUCAAUGAGCUAGAGAAUGCAUCCAGAAAGGAAUUGUGAAAGUGUCCUAUAUGCCAGGGAAAGAAAUACCUGCCGAUGCACUAACCAAAGUUGUUAACAGGGAACAACUCACUGUAUAUGUACAUAAAUUGCAAAUGUGUUAGAUUCUGCAAUGGUUGGUAUAAAAAGGGGGAGAUUGUUUAUAUUUUCACCCCCACCCAUUGCAAGAAUAUCCUGAUCUGAUGUUUUGAGAAAGGAGGGGGCGGAAACUGCUCUUCUCGUCUUCCGCUCCUGCCUGACUGCCUGACUCUGUGUGUGGAGAGAGUCUUAUCUAUGUAGUGACCAGAUGGCUGAGUGGGAGAUGUAACACUCAUGCAAGCCAGUAGUUCUUUAGUUUGCAGUAGCUGUUAGAAAUAAAAGGAGCUAUGCUUCACAGCUAGCUUCUGCAUUAUUUAUACUCUGCUGAGUCUGGUGCUCACAAUGCACAGUUGUGGGUCCAGUGCACUGGGACCUGUUUUCCAGGAUUGGAAGGUCUCUGAAAGUGCUCCAGUCGCCUAGCCCAGUUGGGACAGAACCAGUUAUUGAGCCCAGUCACUGACAUCGAUUGAAAGGCGUACUGACAAUUUCUUCCAGACUCUAUACAAAUUCUUCCUGAUAACAUGAUUAAAAAAACUCAUAUAUUUUAGGUUUCCCGUACUAAAGACAUGCAUGCCAGCCAAAUUUAAAAUCAUGACCUUCCAGAUCUAAGAUGUGAGUGUUUUGCAAUAAAAUGUGUUGAUCUAUUUCAAUUGCUUUCCCACCCCCCUUUGCUUUGCAGAAAUUCUUUUUCUUUUCUUUUUUUAAUAUAUAUUUUAUUGAUUUUCCAUUUUUAACAUUCACAUAACAUCUUAUUCCCUUUUACAUAACUUUUGGCUCUGCAGAGCCACUUGACUUCCCUCCAUCUCGUCAUCUGGUUUUCACAUGCUUACAUCGUAUUUCUGCACAUUUAUAUCGUCACAAUUCUACAUUUAUUCCAAUAUAUUUUUAAACUUUAAUCAAAUGUAAAAAAAAAAAUCUUCUAAUAAACAUUGCAAGAUUUAUUGCAGUCCUGCUAGUGUUUUUAUGUAUUGAAUGAAUUUACUUCAUUCUCUCUGGAACGUUUAAUCGCUCUGGUUUCGGAUUUUCCCCUUCAGCUUUGCUAAUUCUGCAUAGUCCAUCAUCUUUGUCUGCCAUUCCUCUACCGCUGGUAGUUCUUGCUGUUUCCACUUUUGGGCUAAUAAAGUUCUGGCUGCCGUAAUGUCAUACAUAAAUAGCCUCUGGUCUAUUUUUGGUAUUUCCCCUCCUAUUAUACCCAACAAGAACGCUUCUGGUUUUUUUUUUUGGAAAAGUAUACUAAAACAUUUUUUAAAACUCAUUAUAGAUGUUUCCCCAAAAUAAUUUGACUUUAUUGCAUGUUUACCACAUAUGAUAAAAAUCUCCGUCUUUAACAUUACAUUCCCAGCAAUUCUUAUUUCUCAUUCUAUACAUUUUAGCUAAUUUAGUCGGGGUUAGAUACCAUCUAUACAUCAUUUUCAUUAUAUUUUCUUUCAAUGCCGUACAUGCAAUAAAGUUAUUUCCUUCAUUCCAUAACUUUGACCAGGAUUCAAAUUGUAUAUUAUACCCAAAAUCUUUUGCCCAUUUUAUCAUUACCUCUUUUACCUCUUCGUCUUUUGUGUGCCAUUCUAGUAAUAAAGUGUACAUUUUUGAUAAUAUUUUACUUUUACCUCCCAACAAUUCGGUUUCUAGCUUUGAUCUUGUAAUAUCAAAGCCAUUUUUCCUUUUUUUCUUUGUUGAAUACCCCUGUGUGUCAUCUACCGUAUUUUUCUCUCUAUAAGACGCACCAGGCCAUAAGACGCACCUAGUUUUUGGAGGAGAAAAACAAGAAAAAAAAUAUUCUGAAUCCCAGAAGCCAGAACAGCAAGAGGAAUCGCUGCGCAAUUUAUUAUAAAAAUAAUAAAUUGUUGUUGUUGUUGCUGUUGUUAUUCUGUGACAUAUAUGAAAACAGAUGAAUAAAGGAAUAAGUAGAGAUAACUGGGAUAUGCAAGGAAAUAUGUAAAUAAAUUUAAGGAACCAUAUAAAGAGAGGGAGGGAAGUCGAGGUUUGAAAUGUGAUAAUUAUAGUUGAAAUGUUUAUUUGUUAUAAAUGAAAAUUAUAAAUAUUUCUUUAAAAAACAAACAAAAAACCCUGCAGAGUCAAAGGAAAGGAGGACUUUUUCUGUCUCCACACUUCCAGCUACUCUCUGAAGACUGGAGAAGAGACCCUCUUUAGAAUAUUAGGGCAGUGCGCAGGGGAAGGACUAGACCAGUGUUCCCCAACCUUGGGCCUCCAGCUGUUUUUGGACUACAACUCCCAUCAUCCCGCGCUAGCAAGACCAGUGGUCAAGGAUGAUGGGAAUUGUAGUCCAAAAACAGCUGGAGGCCCAAGGUUGGGGAACACUGGACUAGACCAUAUGAAAAAUGAGCAUGAUAUUUUAGUUCAUUCAUUUUCAGCUUUGUAUUCUUGUUAUAAAAAAGCAUGCCUAGACAUUCCGUUGUGCCCAUAACCUAGGUUUUAGGUGCCAUUUAGCUCCUAGCUUUCAUAACUCAGUUUCUAACUCUGAUCUUGACUACCAAGAUGGCGUUAGCAAAGCUUCUGAAACAGUUCAACUUUGGUUCAACACACUCUACCACCAACACAGCUUAGGACCAGGACACCUGAAAGAUUGUCUCACCCCCAUCAAUUACGGUGGUUUGAAGGUGAGGGCCUCCUGCAGAUACCAUCUUAAAGAGCUGGUCUGUUUCACACAAUACAAGAAUUAGGACUUUUGAACUUUUAAAUCUUAGACAGAUGCUCUCUCUGUUAUCUUUUUGGUACCUACAGAAGACCUAUCACUUCCAGCAAGCCUUUUAAAUUGAGAUCUUUCACAGCUUGCAUCUGUAUUGGGAUUGUUUUUAAGAUUUUUGUUUUUAUUGUUUUGUUUCUUCUUGUUUGCCGUCCUGAGCUCUUUUGGGAGGAAGGGUGCGAUAUAAAUUCAAUAAAACAAACAAACAAAUGCUGCCACAUCCCCACCUGCUGUCCAGGUGUUACACUAGCAUAUGAACGAUAUUAAGAAAAUUGGAUGACACGAGGUAAAAAAGUUGAAUCACUUGAUGUGGAAUGACCCCAAAAAGAAGCAUUCUGGGGGUGUGGUGGGGGCAGGAUGGUUCAGGAGACUUGCCCCUAUUCCAAAUCCCAUUCAGCUCAGUUAUGUGACCUCACAACCCAGUGGUACUUACACUAGCAAAAAGGGUAGUGUUGAAUCAAACUUCCCUGGGGAUCCUGGAGGGCAGUCACUUAGACUUGGAUUGUCCCUCCCACUGGCUGGUCAAGGAAGGUCCAAAUCACAGAUCCUCCCUAGGAAAGGGGCCACCCCACUCUCUCCAGACUGACCCUGCCUCGUGACAGGGAGAUUUGGGUCCUAGGGAACUCUGAGCAAGCUUUCCCCUUCAAUCAAAUUAUUUUAAAGGGUCAUUUGCCCGCUGCCAGACUUGAGUGAGCUCAGCUGGCAGUAGCCCUGCUUCUGUAUGGAGUUUGGAUUUACACCAAAAUUUGCACCAGCAUAAUUUACUCUGGUUGGCUUCCUGUAGUUUGGAUUGUUCUGUAAAGCAUUAAUGACAGUGCAGACACAUGUUUCUUCGGCACACAUGUGCGCCAAAGGCAGGACCUAUGCCAGCAUAUCUGGAUAUCCUGGAUGUUGUUUGCAUUUUAACUGGAAGCAGGUGCCAGUUUUAUAUCAUAGUGUAAGGUUCCCCUUCUUAGUGUAAUGGCUCCCCUUCUUUUGCCAAGGGCAGACUUUCCCAGCCAGUCAACCUUCAGAUGUUGCUGGACUACAAUUCCCAGGAGUCCCAGCCAGCUGUAGUCCAACAGCAUCUGGAGGGCACCACAUUGACUAUCCCAAGUAUGGACAGUACUGAGCUAGGUGGACCUGUGGGCUGACUCUGAAUAAGGCAGUUUCCUGUGUUUUUGGAUUUCACAUUAUAUUUCAUUCCAACUGGGAAAAGGUGUGGGAAGGUGUUGUACCCACACAACUCUUGGUAUGACAGGGCACCCACUUAAGUAGCCAGAGGUCGGAGUAGAGCAGUAAGGAGAGUUUUGUAAUGAUGAUUUAUUACUCGAACCUUCCUUCACUUAAAUGCAGGUAUGGCCCCAAAGUUAUGGAGAAAAUUCUCCAUAUGGCCGAAGGGAUUGACAUUGGCAAGAUGCCAUCAUUUGAAUUAGUGCCUGAUGCCAAGGCUACCAAAAGGCCAUAUUCCCUGCUGGACAACUCUCCAUCUUGCAGUGAGUACUUCCAUUUCCCCUCAUUUGCAGCAGAGUUGGUUCUUUAAUGAUGAUUAUUGUAUGUCACAGUAAUAGGCAAUGUCAUGUAUGAAAAUAUAAAGGGUUGUAUCUAAUGUUCUGCAUCCUCUUGUGCUAGCAGACAGGUGAGUUUUAAUGCUAUGCAACAUAGGAAUCCAAUGCAACAGUUGCACUAGCACAGUGAUCUUCAACCAGUCCAGACCCAAGACCCACCUCUGACUCCCAACCAGGAACCUGGGACCCACUCUUAGAUUUUCACUUUGAUUUAUACUUAAUCAUGCUAGCAUCUCACCACGCAACGCACACUGAGGUGUAGGCAUACUAUUCUUUUUAAUACACAUUGGUCAAACUUUUGAACCUUAUAUCCUCUCUCUGAUUUCUGGCUUUUCUCUCUUCAGUGAAGCCUGUGGUUGAUACUGACCAAGACAGCAAGGCUUCAUCACCAAUUAUGUUUGUACUUUGUUACCAAAAAAGACUUUGCCACUUUCUUGUUUUCCAUAAUUUUUACCACAUCCUUCCUUUCUCUGUCACCUGCUGGUGCCUUUUUCUAUGUCUACCUUCUUGCACUUUUUGUCCUCCAUCACCUGUCUUGCAGUUGUUGUAGUAGUAGUUGUUGUUAAUUAAAUUUCUAUACUGCCCUUCAUCAGAGAUUCACAGGGUGGUUUGCAAUAUGCAGUAGUUGUAGUUCCAAAACAAAAAGGGCUAUUUUUUUAUUUUCGUUUACAAAGUCUUGCCACGUUACAAAUCUUUUAAAAAAGAAACUAAAUAAAACUGAUUUUCAUUCCAAAUCAACACAGAAAUGUUAAAGUUGCAGUCCUGUGUGUGCUUACGUGAGUGUAAGUCCCAUUAAAAUAAAUGGACCUUCUGAGUAGUCAUCCAUAGGAUCUGAGUAUUCAUUUAAUUGAGAUUAACUAAGGGUCUCCAUCGCUGGGAAGCUAAGUCUACUCUCCCUUUCCUAGUUGUUUUCCUUUUUAUGCCCUCUCAUUGUGUUAACUUACUUGAAAUCAAAUGUACAGGAGGGGACUUCCGCUUUUACCACAGCUGCAACAGUGUGAGUUCUGACUGCAGUAAGCAGGUCGGAGCAUACACCGGUACUGUGAGGGGCAACGUUUGGCUAAACGACCCCUGAAAAGGCUUGGAAGGAAGCUCAAGUCAAAGGAACUUCGGCAGUGUCUCUUUGGAGUCCCGGCACCCCUUGCUGAAGAAAAAACGGCUGAGGUGGGGGGGGGGGGGAAUCCAGGCACAGAGAAGAACGUCAAACAGACCAGUGAAAAGCCUCACAUCACUGAAGCAGCGACAAGAUGGUAAAAUCUCUAUUUCUAUAUUAAAAUAAACGUAAAGUGGUAGCAGCAGUAACAAAACCUAAAAGGAAAUAAGACAAGGGGGGGAAAGGGAACUCAGGGGGGGAAAUCCCUCACAGAGUGAGUAAACCCAAAACAACCCAAAACAAGAUAAAGAGUAAAAAUAGCGGAGGAGAAGUAAUGCUACCACAAAAGUAAAGGGAAGACAGAAGAACGGAAAAAAAUAUGGAGAAAGUGUAAAGAAAUCACUCAGAUUGCAAUUAAACUAUUUGAAAAGCACACUAUCUGAAACGGACUUACUACAAAGUGCAAAGCGGUGCAGGCUGCCUGUUGUUGGAGCUGGGUGGAGUAGAGCAGCUGCUUUGAAACUGAAUGUCCUUGAAGGAAAGAUAAGGACAAAGGAAUAAGGAACGCUGUGGGGGAAAGGAGGGGAAUUUCACAGAUAAGAUAAGAUGGCGUCGAAGGUCUGAAGACGCUGAGUAAUCAUCAAGAAGGAGGAAGAAGGAGGAAGUGAUGAAGACAAAAUAGUGAAAGAGAGGAUUAAAGGAGGGCAGAAGCUGGCAAGUUGAGUAAAUAAGAACACAGUGACACCCAGUGGACAAAGUAGGAAAAGCAGUAAUAAAGGAAAAUUGGAGCAAUAGAAGGACAUCUGGUGGUUGAAAAUGAGAACGCAAAAUGUCUCAUGCAAUUAAAAAACAGACUGGAACUGGAAGUCAACAGCAACAAUUAAGAAGAAACUCAGGCCUUGAAGAAAUGGAUGUGAGGGAGCUUAUUAUUAGUUUGAAAUUGGAUGUGGGAGGAUUGAGAAAAGAGCUGGAAGAAAAAAUCAAUACAAUUGAUGGGAAAUUAGAAAAAUUAGAAAACACAGUGGAAAAAAAUGAAAAAGAAAAUGAAGAAAUAAAGGAAAAAUUAACAGAAGUCUUAGAAGGAAUGAAGGAGACAGAUAAGAAAGUACAAGAAAUUAAGAAUAAGAAUCAACAAAUGGAUGAGAUGGUGAAGAAAAUUAGCAAAGAACAAAGGGAACAAAGAAGAGAAAUGGACAAAUUGAAAAAGGAGAUGGAGGAACAAAAAGCAGUCCAGGAAGCUACUGAUGAUGCGCUAGCAAUGAUACAGAUGCAGAUUAAAGAGAAGACCUUGAGAUUCAGAAAUGUUCCAGAAGAGGAGAAGGAGGAUAUUUGGAAGAAGAUGACUGAAACUUUAGCAAAGUGGCUACAUCUACAGGAAAAAUACAUAAUAGAACAGACAGAGAAAAUCUUCAGAGUGAACUCAAGAAAAGCAAAAAUGAACAAAUGGCCGGCAGACUGCAUCAUUGUAUUCACAUCGAAUUGGAUGAAAGAUAAGAUCCUCCAAGUAAAGAGUAAGAACAAAUUAACCAUAGAUGGACAGGAAAUAAUAAUUUUACGAGAAGUCCCACCUAGGCUGUUAAAAAAGAGACAGCAAUUCCAAUUUCUAACAAAAGCACUAAGGGCCAAAUCAAUAUCCUUCAGAUGGGAAUACCCAGUGGGGAUUUCCUUCAACUUCAAAGGAAAAAGACGAUUUGAGACAUUUGAGGAAGCAGAUAUGUUUUGGAGGAAGUAUCGAGGAGAAUUAGGAGGCGGGAAAAGCGAAGUAAGAAAUGAGGAAGGAAGAAAGGGAGAGCUAUCGAAUGAGGCGGAAGAAGAAGAAAGAGCUCAGCAAAGGGUGGAAGGAUAAAGAACUACGCCAGUGGUAAAGAAUCAGACCAAUAACUAUUACAAAACCCUUCUCCUUUACCACUGCAGAUAAUUUAAACUCUUUCCACUAACUUUAUAAUUUUUUAACUAAUAUAAAAUGAAAUUUAAAUUGUUAUCUUGGAACAUAAAUGGUUUAAAUAAUAGGAGGAAGAGGCAGAAAAUAGAACGUGUCUUAGAGAGGCAGAAGUGGGACCUUGUUUGUUUACAAGAAACCCACAUCAGUACUAAGCAUAAAAGACUAUUGGUUAAACCAAAGUUAGGGGAAGAAUUCAUCGCAUCUGAUGUAAGAAAAAAGAGGGGGGGUUGGAAUGUAUGUUAAAAGCAAAUAUGAACCAGAAUUGCUAUAUGAAGUUAAAGAGGGGAGGAUUGUAAUAGUCAAAAUAUCACUAGAGGGGGAACCAAUUGUGGUAGCGGGAAUCUAUGGAUCAAAUAAAAGAAAAUCAGAAUUCUAUGUUAAAGUAAGAUCAUUAUUAAUGGAAUAUAUAGAUAUGAGAAUUAUUGUGUUAGGGGAUUUAAAUGGAGUAAUGGAACCAGAAUUGGAUAGAUCGCAGAAGAAGAGGGGGGGAAAUGAAGGGAAGUUGCCAAAAAGCUUUAUGGAAAUGGUAAAGAUUUUUGAUUUAGUGGAUAUAUGGAGAUAUAAAUAUCCUGUCGAAAAGGAGUUCACAUAUUUCUCAGAACCAAAAACUUUGUAUAGUCGAAUUGACAGUAUAUGGAUUACUAAGGAUAUGACAAUUGAAGCAGAGAAUGCCAAAAUAUUACCAAAAACACUUACAGAUCACAAUCCAGUAUCAUUAACUCUUAAAGGAAAAGAGGAGAAAGGGGGAAAAGGUGGAGAAUGAAUGUUUUCUUAUUAAAAAAUGAAAAAGUAAUACAAGGAGCCAGAAAGUUGAUGAAGGAAUAUUUUGAAAACAAUUGGAGGAAAGGGACAGAUGUUAAAACAGUGUGGGAUGCUGGGAAGGCAGUUGUUAGGGGAUAUUUCAUACAACAAAACUCAAUAGCAUAUAAGAAUAAAGAAAAAAAGAAAAGGGAACUUUUAGAAGAAAUUAAAAGGAAGGAAAAAUUGGCCUAUGCAAGCAAAAAUAAAGAGAGAUUAAAUCAAGAAAUUAAAUUACUGAGAAUAGAAUAUAAUAAUAUUAUAGAACAGGAGGUAGAACAACAAAUCAAAUUUUGGAAAUAUAAAAAUUUUGAAUGGGCAAAUAAACCAGGCAAGAUCCUUGCCUGGCAAUUAAAAAAACAAAGAAAUGAAAAAUUAAUAAAUAAAAUAAAAGUAGAAGAGAGGACAAUAAGGGAUAUGACACAAUUAAAAAAGAAUUUGAAAAAUAUUACAAAAAAUUAUAUCAAAAAGAUGAAGUGCCAAUAGAAGAAAUAGAGGAAUAUAUAAAGAAAAAUAAAUUAAUAGAGAUAGCAGAAGAAGACCAUAAAUUAUUAAAUGAACCAAUAUCAACCGUAGAAAUUAAGGAAUCCAUUCAAAAAUUAAAAAUAGGGAAAUCCCCAGGUCCAGAUGGCAUACCAGCAGAAUACUACAAAGAAAUGUUAAAUGAAUUAAUCGACCCACUAAAAGAAGUAAUAGAGGAAGCAGUAGAAAAGGGGAAUAUUCCAGACUCUUGGACUCAAGCGUAUAUAACGCUCCUGCCAAAACAAGGUACGGAUUUGGAAUCUGUCUCAAAUUAUAGACCCAUUUCAUUAUUAAAUUCGGAUUAUAAAAUUUACGCAGGAUUAUUGUCUAACAGGUUGAAAAAAAUUAUAGGAAAAAUAGUACAUAAAAAUCAGGCUGGAUUUGUGGAAGGUAGACAGAUACAGGAUAAUAUUAGAAAUAUAAUAGACAUAAUGGAAUAUCUACAAAUAAGUAGAGAUAAACAAGCAGCCCUGAUUUCAAUCGAUGCGGAGAAGGCUUUCGAUAAAAUCUCAUGGGAAUUUAUGAAAAAACUAUUAAAAGAAUUGUGUCUAGGUGAAAAAUUCCAAAAAGGUAUAAAUGCAAUAUAUGACCAACAGAAAGCAAAAAUUAUAAUUAAUGGAGAGUUUGGAGAAGAAAUCAACAUCUUUAAAGGUACAAGACAAGGAUGCCCCCUAUCCCCAAUGUUAUUUAUAAUAGUAUUAGAGGUUCUAUUAAAGAAAAUAAGGCAGGACAACCAAAUAAGAGGAAUAGCAGUUGGUGAAAAAGAUACAAGUUAAGAGCCUUUGCAGAUGAUGUUAUGAUCACAACAGAAAAUCCCCUACAAUGUAUACCUAGAAUAUUGGAAUGCAUAAACGAAUAUGGCAGAUUAGCAGGAUUCAAAUUAAACUAUGGGAAAACCAAAAUACUAGUGAAAAAUAUGGAAGAAAAAGAUAAAGUGAAAUUACAAGAAAUUACAGGAUUGGAAAUUAAAAAAGAAAAUAAGAUAUCUUGGAAUAAAUUUAACAACAAACACUAUAGAUUUAAGUAAUGAGAACUAUGGGAAAACAUGGAAUGAAAUAAAAAAUGACUUGCAAGUAUGGGGGAAAUUAAAUCUUUCCUUACUAGGGAAAAUAUCGGUAAUAAAGAUGAACAUAUUACCAAGGAUGAUGUUUUUUAUUUCAAAGUACCCCAAUACUAGGAGGAGAUAAAUGUUUUAAUAACUGGAAAAGAGAUUUGGCUAAAUUCGUAUGGUCAGGGAAAAAGCCAAGAAUAAAACACAAAAUAAUGAUAGCUAAGAAGAAGAGAGGAGGAUUUGGUCUCCCAGACAUGGAGUUAUAUCAUGAUGCGGUGGGUCUGACCUGGCUAAGAGAACGGAUCAAAUUAGAUGACUCGGAUGUAUUGGAUUUAGAAGGAGUAGAGACGAGAUUUGGAUGCAAUGCCUAUCUAAUAGAUGAAAAAGUCAAAGUACAUAAAGGCUUCCUAGGGCAUAUAGUCAGAAAGUCUAUAUAUAAAACAUGGGAGAAACAUAAAAGACUCCUAGAACCAAAAACUCCCUGGUGGGCAUCGCCAGCAGAAAUUGUCGCAGUGAAAAAAUUAAAUAUGAAAGAAAAUUGGGUUACCUAUAAAACUGUAUUAAAGGAAGAAAACGGAGAAUUGGAACUAAAGGAUUAUACAGAAAUUAAAGCUCAUAUUAGUGACUGGUUCCAAUAUAUUCAAAUUAAGUAUAGAUUAGCGAAAGACAAAAAGUUAGGAUUUGAAAAAGAAAUAUCAAAAUUCGAUAAAUAUUUAAUACAAGAAAAAUAAAAAAUAUAUCUAAAUUGUAUAAUCUGAUCUUAGAGUGGGAAACAAAGGAUGAAUUGGUUAAAGCAUCAAUGAUUAAAUGGGCGCAAGAUAUUGGAAAAAAUAUUAUGUUUGAACAAUGGGAAAAAUUGUGGAAAGAAGAUAUGAAAUUCACUGUGUUAUAUACUGAAAGAAAAUUACCUCAAAAUACAACAUAGAUGGUAUUUAACACCUGAAAGAAUAACAAAAAUGAAUAAAAAUUGUAGCGAUGUCUGCCGGCGAUGCAACACUGGAAAAGGUACUAUGAUACAUAUAUGGUGGAAUUGUUUAAACAUCAAACAAUUUUGGGAAAUAAUAUAUAACGAAAUGAAAAAAAUGUUUAGAUAUUCAUUUAGGAAAACACCAGAAGGUUUUCUGUUGGGAAUAGUACCAGGAAGCCUAAAGUAUAUUCAUACGCAACAGUAGCCGCAAGGCUAUUGAUUGCGAAAAACUGGAAAAGUGGUAUUGUACCGACAAAAAUAGAGUGGCUUGCCAAAUUAUUGGAGUACUACAAUAUAUCCAAAACAAUGGGAGAAAUUGGAAGGCUCUCAAAAGAGUAGAUAGCUAGGGACUGGAAGGUGUUUAAAAGAUACUUGCAAAACCAUAUCGAAAAAUCAGAACUCCUAUUAGAAUAAACAAGUUCUGUUUGAAAUACUGAAUAAGAUGGAUAACUAUGUGUAAUAGAAAAAGAAGUAUGAAAUUAGGCUAAAGGUGUGUGAAAGAAAGUAAUAGAAGUGGAAAGAAAUUGCAAUUGAGUAGAUUGGAAGUCUAACACACAGGUGGGGUGAGGGGUAAGGGAUGGUGGUGGGAAAAGGAAUUAUUGGUGGGAUUGAGUGUAAGUAUGUUUGAACACUUUUAAGGAUUGUAUGAAAUGUAUGUUUGUAUGCUUGUAUAUCUGUAAUAUAUGUGUAUUAAUGAUGAACUAUUUUAACAAUAAAAAAAUCAAAUGUACAGAAAAUAAAUCUGAAAACGUUUUACUACCUUCAGAACUCAAUAUAGGCAGCAAUUGUUUGCUGCUGUCCUAAGCCCACUUAAUUUGGAGUAAGUCCUAUUCACAUUAAUGGAUCUUACUUCUGAGUAAGUGUUAUGGGCAGGCAGCAAUCAGCCCUGAGCAAACAGAAUGGCUGCCUGGCUGCCUAGCCAGUGUGUAACCAAGCAUUACACUGCAGUCAAACCCAUUUAAAGUACUGGUUUUGACUUAUAAAGUCUUAAAAGGGUCAGGACGUCAAUAUCUCAAGGACUGCCUCUCCCCAUAUGAACCUACCUGGACCCUGCAAUCUGCGGCUUUUCUUCGUGUGCCUUCUCCACAAUGGGUGGGAACAUACAUAUACAUUACAGCAUAUAUAAAAACAUACUGAAACAUCAAACAUUAAAAACUUCCUAAUACAGGGCUGCCUUCAGAUGUCUUCUAAAAGUUAAUGUACAGUGGUGCCUCGCAAGACGAAAUUAAUCCGUUCCGCGAGUGUCUUCGUCUAGCGGUUUUUUCGUCUUGCGAAGCAACCCUAUUAGCGGUUUAGCGGAUUAGCGCUAUUAGUGGUUUAGCGGCUAUUAAAGGCUUAGCGGCUUAGCUGCUAAAAGGCUAUUAGCGGCUUAGAAAAAGGGGGGGGAGAAGCGAAAAAAAAAUCUCAAGACUCGCAAGACAUUUUCGUCUUGCGAAGCAAGCCCAUAGGGAAAUUCGUCCUGCGAAGCAACUCAAAAACGGAAAACCCUUUCGUCUAGCAGGUUUUCCGUCUUGCGAGGCAUUCGUCUUGCGGGGCACCACUGUAGUUAUUUAUUUGACAUUUGAAGAGAGGGUGUUCCACAGGGAGGGUGUCACUAUCGAGAAGGCCCUCUGCCUGGUUCCCUGUUCCCUGUUACUUUGCUUCUUGCAGUGAGGGAACCAGCAGAAGACCCUUGGAGGAGGACCUCAGUGUCCAGGCUGAACAAUGGGGAUGGAGGCACUCCUUCAGGUAUACUGGGCCAAGGCUGUUUACUGUAAAUGAGUUUAGUAUCUCAUUUACACUUCUGCAAAUUUUUGUUCAAUUUUAUGAACAAGUUUUCUAUCUGCAGUCAUGCUUGUAAUGGAUGUGACAUGAUUUGCACUUAGGUGUUUUGUUGAUGCUUUAUUAAAAAUCUCAGGUAAGUACAGGUAAGUGUAAUUUUUUUCAUACAGCAGGAUUGAUAAAAUUUUCAAUGUGAACUGUUUGCAAAGGAAAUGAUUUCUAAUAAUUUAAAAAAUGCUUGUUUUUUCUAUAACGGAUGUGGCACUGUUACGUAACGGAUAUGACAAGCAAUAUACCAGUUUUCACCUUUUAUUAUUACUCAAGCAAUCAAUAUUCAUUGUAAAACAAGAGAUAAGUUAUCAUUAAACAAAAACUGAGUAAAAGUUGCAUUAAACACUGACAAAAAUAUGAACCAUAAAAUAUUGUCUGAUGUAAGCUAACGAGUGAGGAAUUUUUUUAUUAUUUCAAAAUCAUUUAUCUUAAACAUAUAAUUACAUUUAUUUUAAACUUAGUGUGAAUGGAAGCAGUUCUUCUGGUGGCCUUGGAUCAUCAUUUGAUGAACUACCAUCUUCAGAAGGGUCACUGUACAUAUGUUCAUUAGUCCUAGAUGUCUCGUUAAGUGUGAUGCUAACUUGUGGCACUUCAGCAUUUGCUGUUUUGCUAACCAGUAUAUGAUUUUCAUCGUAGGGUUGAAAGUGGUGGGAUGUUUGGAUGCCAGUCACGUUGGUGACAUUAUUCCACCUCUCAUCAAUAAAUGGUGUGUCUGACUUCACUUUCUUUUGAGUAACAAACAAGAUGUGCUUCUGUCAACUUUAAAUUGUAGAAGUAUUAUUAAGGGGGAAACGAACAUUGGGGGGGGGAAACAAAGUUACAAGUCCUCAUGCCUGCAGAGAAAAGCUAUAUUUCACCAAUGUUUUUAAUUUUUUUCUAUUAAAAAUUAUCUUUUAACUUCUUGCAUUGCACAGGUGUUGAACCUCUGAGAAAGCAGCCACCGAAAUUCUGGGUCAGGCCUCGUUUUGAACCCAUACACUUUGUAGCUAGCAACACUCAAGAUGGAGGAAUGGAGCCACCUUCAGAGAACCAAGUGCAGGUGGCCAGUGAGAACAUCACAACCCAGCAAAUACAAAACUAUGCCGAUCAGGUUUUCAGCAGCUUCAACAUGCUGGAUGGGGGCACUCAUUGUUCCAGUUCAAUGAGUUUAGGUUAUGGAAGUAGCCAGGCUAGCCAGACACAAGCCAAAGUAGUUUCUAAAAGCAAAGACUCUUCUGGUAGUGGUGUUGCAGCGGUUUCGGUGGGGGCUUCUCUUCUCCAGGCCACCUCUGAAAUGUUUCCCAAGUCAGUUCUAACAGCCAAGCAGUGUUUCAUUAACAAACUUGUAAUGGCAGUCCACAAGAGUCUUGCUAGCUUUGAUGUUAGCAGUGGGACAGACAAAAUUAACUACACUUACCUCUUGACACGGUCCAUACAGGCUUGCAAGACAAACCCUGAGUAUACUUAUUCUCCCUUGAAAGAUCUUUCCCCUGGGGAUUUUCCCAAAAACAAGAAGCUCCUAAAAGAUGGCUUUGCUUGUGAGGUGAGGUGCCAGAAUGUGUAUCUGACCACAGGGUAUGCUGGCAGCAAAAACGGAUCCAGGGACCGAGCAACGGAACUAGCAGUGAUGCUGCUGCAAAAGCCCGUGGAGGUUAAAGUUGCCCAGCGGAAGUUCAAGAACACCACCCAGGAGGAUUUAGUGCUGUGUGAGAGUGGCACAUCUCCCCUUGAAUUCCCGCCAGCUCUCAAGCAGCUAGAUGACUUUAUUGCUGCCAUGAAAGAAUGCACACCUGGGCAGCCAACCACCAACACACAGCAGGGUCCCAGUUCAGCCAAACAUUGGACUAACUUUGUUCUCACAGAAAACGCCAGUGAUGCCAUUGGGAUUCUGAACAAUUCAGCUUCUUUUAACAAAAUGACCAUUGAAUACAAAUAUGUCCUGAUGCCAAACCGCUUGUGGCACUGCAGUGUCUAUCUACAGGACCACUUUUUAGCUGAAGGGUAUGGCACAAAGAAAACCAGCAAGCAUGCUGCGGCGGACGAGGCACUGAAAAUUCUCCAGAAGACCCAGUCCAAUGCUGGGGUCACCAAAGCAGUCCAUGUUCAGAAAGUUGGUGAGGCUGCCCGAGAUUCUGCCAAGAAGAAGGAUCUGAAGGACCUUGUUGUAUAUGAGAACUCCAUGAACCCUGUGUGCACGCUGAAUGACACAGCUCAGUUCAACAAGAUGACUGUGGAGUAUGUCUUUGAAAGGAUGACAGGGAUGCGGUGGAAGUGCAAGGUAUUGCUGGAAAAUGAAUUAAUAGCUGAAUCAAUUGGCGUCAAGAAGACUGUCAAGCAUGUUGCAGCUGAAGAGGCUGUCAAAAUCCUGAAGAAAACCCAGCCAACAGUUGUCAACAACCUGAAAAAAGGCACUAUUGAAGAUGUAAUAUCAAGGAAUGAGAUCUGUGGGCGAUCAGCAGAAGAAGCGUUGAAGCAGCAGAUCAAGGAAGAUAACAUUGGGAAUCAGAUUUUAAGGAAAAUGGGCUGGACGGGUGGCGGCUUGGGCAAAAGUGGAGAAGGGAUCCGGGAGCCGAUUGCUGUGAAGGAACAGUUCAAAAGGGAAGGGCUUGGGCUGGACAUUGAAAGGGAGUUGAAAAUCACAAAGAAAGAUAUUGAACAGAUCAUCCAAAAUUAUGCCUUCUCAGACAGUAAAAUUGAUCUGACUUUCUCGACAGAAUUGACCAAUGAUGAACGCAAACAGAUACAUCAGAUAGCCCAAAAAUAUGGUCUUAAGAGUAAAUCCCAUGGCCAGGGUCGUGAUAGAUACCUGGUGGUUAGCCGAAAGAGGCGCAAAGAAGAAUUGCUAGACCAGCUAAAGCAAGAUGGCCAAGUCGGACAUUAUGAACUCAUUAUGCCACAGGAGAAAUAA